UGUUUCAUGGCAGUACGUGUUCAGUCUUAGAAUGAAGGUUUGCGAUCAAGGUAGGAUCGGCAGAGCGUUCAUCAAGUGCGGAAGCAUCACAAAUAACCCGACAUUCUGUCUUCUUCUCUUACUGUUCAUCUACAUUCUGAACCAGGCUGAUAGACAAGUCUUACCGGUCCUUAUACCAGCAGGUUUAAGGUGCAGGAACACAUCUGACUACAGAGGACAGCCUGGCUGUGCCUGUAUCACGUUUACUAACCUACAGCAAGGCCUGUUGACAGGACCGGCGUUUGUCCUGACCUACACCCUGGCCGGAGUGCCGCUGUCCUGGCUGGCUGACCGCGGGUCCCGGAGGUACCUCCUGGCGGGAGGAGUCGCCGUGUGGUCCGCCAUGGUGCUCCUGUCCGCCAGCGCUACGGACUUCUCUUCACUGCUGGUGGCGCGGAUGGGGCUGGGCAUCAGCGAGGCCUCCUGCAACCCUGUGGCGUACGUCCUUCUGUCGGAGCUGUUUUCCCCGAAGUCCCGUGCGACAGUGUUUGGUGUUUACCAUCUCGGCAUAUACCUAGGGUCUGCAAUAAGCUACACGCUGGGAGGUCUGACACGGGACCUUUGCUGGCGGGAGGUAUUCCGUCUCCUCGCCUUUGCCGGUUUUACUUGUGUUCCAGCUGUGCUACUGUGGGUUCCACAACCUACAAGGAAACAACCCGUAAACACUAAGAACUCUGCAGAUACAACUCCCAUCAAUCAUAACACGAGACAACUGUUCAUGUCAGCUCCUUUCACAACACUCUGUUUGGCCGCAUCCGUUCAGAAUCUGGCAGGAUAUGCCAUAGGCGCCUGGCUGCCGACGUUCUACUCCAGGGAACACAAUCUGACACCGGCACAGUUCGGCACAGUGGUCGGAGGGACGCUGCUGGUGGGAGGAUGCGUAGGGUCGAUACUAGGGGGCGCUUUUGCUGACAGAUUGUCCAGACACUACAGCUGGUACAAGGCGUACUUCCUGGCGGGUAGUCAGCUGACGGGUGUUCCCUUCCUGAUGUUCACCCUGACAGCUGAGGACACGGGAACAUCAUUCCUGCACCUGACCUUCACAUUCUUCUGCACCUCCAUGUGGAUACCACCUGCUACAGCACUGGCGCAGGAUUUAUUCCCGGCAGAUAUGAGAGCUAGGGCGUCAGCUGUUUUCAUCGCCGUAUCAACCAUACUGGGUGGGAUCAUAGGGCCCACAUUGGUCGGUUUCCUGAUAACAGACGGUUCAGACACAGCGCCCCCUACAUCAGGACACGGCGUCAGACAUGCCCUCCUCACAGUUCUACCUCUUUGUUACAUCUCAUCAUCCUGUUUAAUUAUAUCCACCGGAGUAUUUCUUAAAUGGCAGACGGACAGGAAUGAAACUUUACAUUUGGGAACGCACCUGUUAGCAGCGACACCUACUUGUAGUGCCUAACAGUUGACGGACGUUCAUCGAAUAGUCGGUCUUGAACUAAAUACUUUGUUGAAUACAAAGACCUUUGCUAUACAGGCAGGAAAGAGUUUUUGCAAAGUUGACUAACAAAGACUUUUACCUAACAGAAAUUUGUCGAUAUGAUACCCAUAAAACCCUGUUUUUGAAUAGAAUGUAUGUAAAGCUAAGGGCACAACCCUUGUGCAAUUUGUCCGCACGUUGUUUUGGGAGAUCAUGUCCGCAACGUAUUUCUGAAAACGUGGGGAACGACUGGCAAGAGCAGGGAGGGAGUACGUCAACGCACGGCACACAAAGUUUUGCCUCCACGCAAAGUUCUACGGCGUGUCUGUGUGCUCCAAAAUCCGUCGGAUUCCCUGCGAAUUCGCACGGAGG
This is a messenger RNA of Branchiostoma floridae (Florida lancelet), 1828 nucleotides long. Its product is annotated as 3-(3-hydroxy-phenyl)propionate transporter-like. The transcript has 10 exons. Lineage: Eukaryota; Metazoa; Chordata; Leptocardii; Amphioxiformes; Branchiostomatidae. Gene Ontology annotation, biological process: transmembrane transport. Gene Ontology annotation, molecular function: transmembrane transporter activity. Bases 32 to 1438 code for a protein of 468 amino acids. Gene Ontology annotation, cellular component: membrane. The record is from RefSeq and is a predicted model, not a curated record.